This is a messenger RNA of Psylliodes chrysocephalus, 2578 nucleotides long. The record is from the annotation of a GenBank genome assembly. Lineage: Eukaryota; Metazoa; Arthropoda; Insecta; Coleoptera; Chrysomelidae.
CAACGAGACUCCAGUCACACGUAGGGAGUUGAGAAAGUUAAAAAGUGAAAAGUUUUAUAACGGAAUAGAUUGUGCUAGUAGUAAUAAGGGUAUACGACGAUAAUAAAAAUCAACAUCUCACAUUGUACCGACGACAAAACUUUGGUCCAGUUUUUAAACAAUGAUGCUGUGUCUCUAGAAUAACUGGAUAAUAUAAUAUAGAGAGGCGAUAAACAGAUGCCUGUGAUAUUUGUUCGAACCCCUAUUACUAGUGGAUAAUCUGUGCUACAAACUAUUUUACAUUCUGGUGUUUACUGAAUUAUAAGAACAAUAAUUUUUCAAGGAAACGGUAUAGAGUUUUGUCGUUUUUUGGUUAAAACUUUUUAAUAAAGGAAACUUACGAUCCACCAGGGGAAAAGGAAUAUAAUUAAAGAGUUUUAAUGGACACUGUGCACGAAGAAAACAGCCCACCUCCUUCUCCAAACCCAGAUGUCGACAAUCGGAGAUAUUCUUUGCACACCCCACCUCCAUUACCCCAAAUUUGCAUAAACAAUGAACAACUAUCGAGCUGUAAUCCAUCUCGAAGAUGUUCAGAUGUACACAAUGAAACGCCAAGUAAUUCUAGAAGAGCCUCAGCUAUUAUUCAAGCACUCAGACGACCGUCUCAAGUUAUAGCUCUGUCAGCGGCUCAAGCUAUAAUGAGUCAAAGAAGAUAUAUUAUGGGGUUAUUUAACGAUCCCAGUGAAAUAACAAGAAAAGAGGAUAUAGAUGUAAGGGAACAAAGAAAAAUUAAAAGAAACAGAAAACAUGGAAAUGAUGCUCUGUCUAUUAUAUUAUCGGCUCUAUAUGCAAAACUACUGGUGGUAUUGGGAAUGGCAUUUCCAAUAAUACAAGUUAUUUCAAGAAAUAUUACACCCUUCUAUUACCAAGGAUUCUACCUCUAUCUUUACUUAGGAAGCAUAGCAUUUGUGACUUACAUGUAUGCCACUUGGGUUAAAGAAAAAGCGCUUGUAGAUAUGAUUAACAGUUAUGGCAAAGAAAAAAUGGAUCUAAUUAAAAAGGAACCCAGUCUGGCACCAAAAUACGGAAGUUUCUAUUUAAGGCUGGGAGCAAUUGCAUUUGGAAUAGGCAGCAUGGUAUAUUCAGGACUAGAAUUUGGUCGAUACUUCGAACUCAAAAGUAAUCCUGAAUGCAGCAAUCCCAACAUCCUUCAGGCCAUAACUCCCGUUACGAGGAUGGUCCUUACGCUGGUUCAAGUCCAGUUUAUAUUUCUUAAUAGCAAGGAUAUUGAAUUUAAUAAACACAAGUUGGUCGCCAGAUUUGGUAUCAUGCACAUGAUAGCAACAAAUCUCUGUGAAUGGUUAUACGUUUUAGUUGAAGAGACUAAACACGAAAUUCAUCAUUUGGCAGAGCACAGGAACUCUUCAAAUCUUGCAAAUAAGACACGAAAUUGCCAGGAGCAGGUUAUGAGUACCCUAGUAACUAAUGCCAGUCCUUUUUUGUUUCCUUGUACUAUCGAGUACAGCCUUAUAUGUGCUGUCAUACUCUUUGAAAUGUGGAAAAAAGUCAGAAUGAUGGAGAAUACAAAAGACGUCGAUAAAGACAAAAAUGUUAGAUUUACCACCUCUCGCAAUAAAGUUUCAACGCACUUUAGAUUUAAUCAAUAUGGAGGAAGAGUAGUAAAUUCAAAUCAUCAUUUUACAAUUGACUGCUCAAAUGCCCAUAAAGGCUUAUUUGCAGGAAUAUUAGUAAUUGUUUUAACAAUAAUAUCGCUUAUCAUGUUCUUUGUACUAACUAAUACAAAAAACAAUACUGGAAGAGUUGCAAUAUUCGAAGUUAACGUCGUCGAACUGAUAAUCUACGUCGUUACGAGUUUGGCAACCGUAGUCGCCAUGUUGAAAAUGCGACAUCUGAAAUACGACCGUAAAAUUGGCCACGAAGGAAAACAGCACAGGAAUAGGCCUAGACUGCACCCUGCUGGUAGUAGCCCAAACUGGAAUGUUCAUAUACUGCGUGUUCUCCAUUAUCGGUUGCUGCUUCGCAAAAGACGCUAACAACGAAGUAGAAAUGAUAGCAGAAAUUUUUUCCUUCAUUCAAACCUGCAUACAGACUAUUUUUGUUUUGGACGCUUGGUGGAGAAGAUGUAGAAGCAUUGAACAAGUAAAAUAUAAGCCAGGAAGGGAGAUUAUUACUUUUUUGAUAGUCGCCAAUAUGGCGCUGUGGGCCAUAAAUACUUUGGAGAAAAAUAGAGCUGAGUUCAGGCCGUCUCAUUUGGAUUUCUUUGGAGACUGGGCGUGGACUAUAAUUACGCAUAUUUCUAUGCCCUUGGCUAUUUUUUACAGGUUUCAUUCGACGAUUUGCUUGUUUGAAGUUUGGAAGACUGCAUAUAAGAUUAAAACAAAGUAUGAUACGCAAUUAUUCCCACUUAUGUAGUAAAUAAAUUAUGUAGAUAAGUGUACUCGAAAAUUACAUUUAAUAGUCAAUAAAAAGUGAUAUUAUUAUAUUUCUUAUUAUUUGUCGUUGUGUUAUAGUAAACAAGUAAAAAGAGACUCUCAAAAUAGUUCAGUAUUUUUUUAUAUAGGUCCAACUCAUUUUCAAU